Haliotis rufescens (red abalone) is the source of this 858-nucleotide messenger RNA. RefSeq names its product glycine-rich cell wall structural protein 2-like. The transcript has 2 exons. The record is from RefSeq and is a predicted model, not a curated record. NCBI's taxonomy places the organism in Eukaryota, Metazoa, Mollusca, Gastropoda, Lepetellida, Haliotidae. The coding region runs from base 37 to 744 and encodes 235 amino acids.
CAACACUGGUAUAUCGUCUAGUCAAGUCUGUUCAUCAUGAAGGUCGUCAUCGCUGUGUUGUCUGUACUAGUCGCCUCUGCCUUGGCCCAAGUGCCUUUAGAAACUGGAUCCGUCGGAGUCGGCACUGUCGGUGUUGCUGGUACAGGCUAUGGCUACAACCCAUACAACAGGAACCAUGGUUACAAUGGCUAUGGCUACGGUAAAGGCGUUGGCAACGUUGGUGUUGGAAAGGUUUACGGCAACAGCUACACUCCCUACAACUAUAACAACUAUGGCUACGGUAAAGGCGUAGGGAAGGUCGGUGUUGCCGGUCCCUUCGUUGCUGGACAUGGAGUUGGUCUUGUUGGACAUGGACACGGACCUUUCGUUGGUGAGAACGGCGUUGCUGGAAAGGGACACGGCUACGGCUACAACACCUACAACGGAGUUGGGAAUGGAGUUGGUCUUGUAGGAAAUGGACUCCUUGGACACGCCGGACACGGCCUCGCAGGGCCCUUCGCAGUCGGACACGGUGUUGCUGGUCAGGGACAUGGCUACGGCUACAACCCCUACAACAACAACUACGGCUACGGUAAGAACGUCGGACAUGGAGCUGGUCUUGUAGGAAAUGGAUUUGCUGGACAUGGACCUUUCGUCGGACACGGAGUUUCCGGACACGGCGUUUAUGGACAGGGUGGACCCUUUGUUGGUCAUGGAGUUGCUGGGUCGUUCGUGGGCAAAGCCAGUCCCUAUUACUACCACUAGGGACGUAUGCUUGUGAUGCCUGAUUCCUGAAUGUUUUUGUACUUUAUUGAUAUGUUUUUGUAUCCAUUUACGAAUGGACAAUAAAUCUGACGUUACAUUCAUGUUGUAUUAGUC